Messenger RNA from Protopterus annectens (West African lungfish), 1226 nucleotides. Its product is annotated as prosaposin-like. Lineage: Eukaryota; Metazoa; Chordata; Ceratodontiformes; Protopteridae. The record is from RefSeq and is a predicted model, not a curated record. Gene Ontology annotation, biological process: killing of cells of another organism; antimicrobial humoral immune response mediated by antimicrobial peptide; sphingolipid metabolic process. The transcript has 8 exons. The coding region runs from base 75 to 842 and encodes 255 amino acids. Gene Ontology annotation, cellular component: cytolytic granule.
CAACUUUAUAUAACCCUCAUCUUGUGCACAUACACACACAUACACACACAAUCACUCGUCCACAUCAAAGCAACAUGGCACUAGUCCUGCUCCUGAUAGCUUUUGUAGCACAGACCACAGCUCUGAGCGUAAAAGAAGUGGUGCAACAACAAUGUUCCCAGGGACCACAGUUCUGGUGUCACGACCUUCAGAAUGCAGUUCUGUGUAACAAAGUGGAGUUCUGCAGCACACUGAUGUGGAAUGACUCCAGACUGGAUUUGCCACGAAAUCAAGUCAAGUUUCUGUGUCCAGUAUGUGUCGCAGUCAUACAAUCCCUGAAGAAUAGGAUUGGUAACCAUUCAUCACGUAGAUAUAUCUUUCGUGCUAUAAAGGGAGUUUGUGGCACAAUGUCAUGGUUUGUCCGGUUCCUGUGUCACAGAGUCAUUGAUCACUUAGUUGAACCAAUUGCAAAGCUUCUAGCUGAGCAUGCUAAUCCCCAAAAAGUCUGCAAUUCUCUCAGUUUCUGCUGGGGUGACAAAGUACAUCUUGAAGAUGCACUGUUGAUUUCUGGCCAGAUCAAUCAGGGUGAGUGUGGAGCAUGCCAGAGUUUUGUAGCACAGAUGAAGCUGAGUGUGAAUAAUGAGGCGUAUAAAGCAGAGAUUUCAAGACUUCUGGACACUUCCUGUGAUGACAUUUUCCACAGCUUACCUGAAUGUAAAAGCUUCGUGACCACCUAUAAGCAUGAGUUGAUAAAGGCUUUAAUGGAACCCUGGGACUACAAGAUGGCCUGUGAGAAAGUAAGCAUGUGUGUUGCAGCAAAGCACGACUCUCCAGCUAAUCACCGAGCCAUUGAAGGACAAUGAAAGUGCCCCAAUGCAUAAUGCUGUACAGCUCAUUCAAAAUUAUAACUUCCAAUGCGGUUCCUGCUAAAAUCAUUAUUAGCUUCUGUCCGAGCUAAACUAACAUGCACUUUACUAAAGAUAUGGAAGAAAACAAUGGCAGAGAAGAGGAGAAGCCUACACAAAGCAAUUAGCAUGAAAAUCUAUGGACAGAUUUAUAGCUGUCCAAAACGCAUCUAAAAUGGUUUUACAGUUAUUUUGUGGGAUUGAGACAAAUGUGACAAUAGGUAGUAUGUUUAUAUAAAAAUGUAUGUACUGUGUAUUGGACUCUACCUCAUUAAUGGUUUUCAGUUUGUUAAAAUCUGCUGCUUAUUUGCCUGCUUGACUUAUUAAAGUUUUACUGCUUUA